GUUAUUAUCGAUGGCAGUUGCUGUCUACAGACGUUCUCACAUGCGCCAAGCUGUCAAAUCAUAUUUCAAAGUUCAAUUUUUGUGAAAUGGGGGCUAUAAUAAAUUUAAGUAAAAUAAAUAUUCAAUUUUUAGGCAUUAAUCUCAGAAUAGUUAAUAUACACAGAAAAUUUACUCAAUUUCAUUCCAAACGAAACUUACACCCCACAUCUUCUUAUUAUAAUUCAAGGUGGUGCACUACAAAUAAGGAACAGCCACAAGAAAAAUCCAAAUCCAGUGGUGGUAUUUUGGCGUUUACAUUGAAAGGAGCUUUCAAUAGCACUCCCAAAAGUCAACCUGUUAGGGGAUGUUUUCACCCAGGAGCUUCAGUUCUCUCUCGAGAAUCAUUACCUUUGAAAGACCAAGAUGUUGUUUCUGGAAGACAAAUGAUGCAGAGUAUGUUACAAUAUAUCUGGCCAAAAGAUGAUAAAAUGAUAAGAGACAGGGUAAAACUCGCAGUAGGAUUACUAAUAGCAGCUAAGGCAGCAAAUGUAUGUGUCCCAUUUACAUUUAAAUAUGCUGUAGAUUAUCUGAAUGCCAGUUCUACAUUAAAUAUGGACUCGGCUCCUGAAACAGCAACUACAAUAGCCAUAAGUCUCCUAGUUGGAUAUGGUAUUGCAAGAAUGGGAGCAACAGGUUUCAAUGAACUCAGAAAUGCAGUAUUUGCCAAAGUUGCUCAAGGAUCUAUUAGAAAAAUUGCCAAAAACGUGUUUCUUCACUUACAUAAUCUAGAUUUGGGAUUCCAUCUUCAAAGGCAGACAGGAGCUCUGUCAAAAACAAUUGACAGAGGAUCACGAGGGAUUAACUUUGUUCUAUCAGCCAUGGUUUUUAAUAUUGUUCCAAUAGUAUUUGAACUAUCUCUGGUCUCUGCUAUAUUGGGCCUCAAAUGUGGAGCAGCUUUUGCAGAUACUCUGAUGAAUGUAUUGUUUUCAGGAAAUUUGACUGUUGGAGAUCUAGUAAUGGUGAAUGGUUUAUUGUUCCAGCUAUCCGUUCCUUUGGGAUUUUUGGGUAGUGUGUACCGAGAAGUUAGACAGGCUUUAAUUGAUAUGCAAACUAUGUUCACUCUCAUGACCAUGGAUAGUGCCAUCAAGAAUAAACCAGGUGCUCCUUACCUUCAUGUAGAUACUAAAAAUACAGCCAUCAAAUUCGAAAACAUUUCUUUCGAAUAUGGACCAGGAAAGGAAAUUUUCAAGAAUUUGAAUAUGACCAUUCAACCUGGUAAGAAAGUAGCCAUUGUUGGUGGGUCGGGAUCAGGCAAAUCCACUCUGGUGAGGCUCCUCUACAGGUUCUAUGAGCCAACAGAAGGACGUAUCAUCAUCGGUAAUAGUGACAUCCGUGAUGUAGAUGUUGAGAGUCUUCGUCGUUCUAUUUCUAUUGUUCCUCAGGACAGUGUUCUCUUUCAUGAUACAAUUAAACAUAACUUGCAUUAUGGCGACCUUAAAGCUACAGAUGAAGAGGUCAUAAAAGCUGCCCAGUUGGCAGAAAUUCAUGACUCCAUAAUAACUUGGCCGAUGGGAUACGAUACUCAAGUUGGAGAAAGAGGGUUGAAAUUGAGCGGUGGAGAGAAACAAAGGGUAGCCAUAGCCAGAGCCAUUUUGAAAAAUUCUCCUAUUUUGGUGUUUGAUGAGGCAACAAGUUCCUUGGAUUCAAUAACUGAACAAAAUAUCCUGAAAGCUUUGAGGAACGCUACUCAAGGUCGCACAAGCAUCUGUAUUGCCCAUCGUCUGAGCACUAUUAUGGAUGCUGAUGAAAUAAUCGUUUUGGAAAAUGGAAAAGUAGCCAAUAGGGGUACUCACAACUAUCUUAUGGAAGACCGGAAUGGACUUUACUUCAAGUUAUGGGAUACUCAGAAUCAUAAAGGAGAUAAAGUGAAAGUUAGUGAAAGUAAAAGAUCACAUCAAACAUUGUAAUCGAAUUUUUCAUUGAGGUCUGACUUGGUUUUUAGAUAAAAUAUUCAGAAAGUAAUUUUGUGAAAACUACUAUAAGUAAUAAUUUAAUUGUAAAUAUUAUGUAAAGCCAUAACAUUGGAAGAGAAUAAAUAUGUUUUAUUUUAAAUAGAAAA
Messenger RNA from Leptinotarsa decemlineata (Colorado potato beetle), 2098 nucleotides. RefSeq names its product ATP binding cassette subfamily B member 7 (gene ABCB7). Gene Ontology annotation, biological process: transmembrane transport; intracellular iron ion homeostasis. Lineage: Eukaryota; Metazoa; Arthropoda; Insecta; Coleoptera; Chrysomelidae. Gene Ontology annotation, cellular component: mitochondrial inner membrane. The record is from RefSeq and is a predicted model, not a curated record. Gene Ontology annotation, molecular function: ATP binding; ATP hydrolysis activity; ABC-type transporter activity.